AUGCGUUUCUUGAGCUCAUUGUCUGUGGGUGUUGCUCUAGUCGGCGCUGUCGCUGGCUUGGUGACACCAUACAACAAUACUUCUACAGGACUUGGAGACUUCCCAUCACUCAUCAAUGUUACCACCGAAGACUUGGCAACUGGCUUGGAGGCUGGUCGCUUCACCAGCGUGGAUCUGGUCAAGGCGUAUUCUGCCAGGAUCAUGGAGGUCAACAGCACUCUACGUAUGGUUACCGAGAUCAACCCUGAUGCUCUGGCCAUCGCUGCCGAAUUGGAUGCUAUGCGGGCAAAUGGUACUAUUCUUGGACCACUCCAUGGGUUGCCGAUUCUUAUCAAGAACAAUAUCGCUACCGCUGAUCAGAUGAACAAUACCGCUGGAUCUUUCGCUCUGCUUGGUGCAAAAGUUCCUCACGAUUCUACGUUGGCUGCAAAGCUGAGAAAGGCUGGUGCCAUCAUUCUCGGCAAGACCAAUCUGUCUCAGUGGGCCAAUUACCGUUCAAACAACAGCACAAAUGACGUCAACAACCUUGUCGGAAUCAAGCCUACGGUCGGUCUCACCAGCAGGUACCUCGUCAUCCCUAUCUCUGAGCAUCAGGAUACUGUUGGCCCCAUGGCAAGAUCAGUCAAAGACGCAGCCUACCUUCUCCAAGCAAUUGCCGGCGUCGAUCCCAACGACAACUACACCUCGGCCAUCCCCAACAACGGCAGCAUCCCGGACUAUGUGGGCGCCUGCGAUUACUCCGCUCUAGCAGGCAAGCGUAUCGGUGUAGCAUGGAACGUCAUCGACAUCUACGGCCCCAUUGACGAACCAGUCAUGACCGCCUUCCAGGAGUCCAUCGCCAUCAUCAAGCGAGCAGGCGCCACCAUUGUCGACGCAAACUUUACCGCCUUUUCCGACUACGUCAAAGACAACAACGAGACUCUAGUCCUCAACGUCGACUUCCUGACAAACCUACACACCUAUCUCGCAGAACUCAGCUAUAACCCCAACAAUGUUACCGAUCUGGCAGAGGUCAGAAACUUUACUCAUGCGUUUGCGCAAGAAGAUUGGCCGGACCGUGAUACAGCGGUCUGGGACGAUGCGCUGUUCAACCAAGGCUGGAAUAACAGUGAUGCUCGCUUUUGGGCUGCUUACCAAGCAAACCUUUAUUAUGGAGGUGAAGGCGGGAUCCUAGGUGCUCUAUCGCGCAACAAUGUUUCUGCUGUGCUGUUGCCCACCCAACUCUCUCCUGGCAUCCCUGCUUUGGUGGGGAGUCCUGUCGUCACAGUCCCCAUGGGUUUCUAUCCCGCAGACUGGAAUGUCACGUACAACGCCAGAAAGACACUGGUGGAGACUGGCCCGAAAGUCCCUUUUGGAUUGUCAUUUAUGGGCAACAAGUUUAGUGAGGCAGAGUUGAUUGGGUUGGCGUAUGCGUAUGAGCAGAGGACGAUGCACAGGGAUGAUGUGCAGCCGUAUAUCAUUCCCAACAUUGAGUUGGCUGAUUUUGUAAAGUAG
Aureobasidium uvarum is the source of this 1494-nucleotide messenger RNA. NCBI's taxonomy places the organism in Eukaryota, Fungi, Ascomycota, Dothideomycetes, Dothideales, Saccotheciaceae. The record is from the annotation of a GenBank genome assembly.